This is a messenger RNA of Syngnathus acus (greater pipefish), 1212 nucleotides long. RefSeq names its product src-like-adapter 2. The transcript is spliced from 7 exons. Lineage: Eukaryota; Metazoa; Chordata; Actinopteri; Syngnathiformes; Syngnathidae. The coding region runs from base 165 to 923 and encodes 252 amino acids. Gene Ontology annotation, molecular function: protein binding. The record is from RefSeq and is a predicted model, not a curated record.
AACAGAGCAGCCUUCCUGGUUGCACAGCACUCAUACAGAUUGACCUUCUGUAGGUCUGACAGAGAAGCUGAGCUUCCAUUUAUAUGGCAGAUGAGCACAUUUUCAUCAGGACACUUCGGAACUGCUGACGGGUUUCAGACAACCACCAAAAGAGAUCAAACACCAUGGGGAUCAGCCGCUCCAAGUCCAGUUACAACGUGACCGUCUUGGAAAAUCCACCAGAACCUCUUUCGUCAGUCCCCGAAGACACCUUCAUAUCCCUCUACGACUUUCCAUCAUUUGGUAGCACAGAGUUGGGCAUGAGCAUCGGGGAGAGACUUACCAUCAUAUCAGAUGAUGGUGAUGUUUUGAUGGUCAGGUCCAUCACCACAAGUAGAGAGAUGUACAUUCCCGCCAAAUACGUCGCCAAAGUGACACAUAGGUGGCUGUUCACAGGCAUCAGCAGGCACAAAGCAGAAGAGCUUCUCAUGCAACCAGAAAACCGCAUUGGAAGCUUCUUGAUACGAGAGUCAGAGACGCACGCAGGUUGCCUUUCUCUGUCUGUCCGAUGGCGAGUCAAUGUUCUCUACUCAAAUUGUAUAAAACACUACCUCAUCUAUCGACUCCAAAAUGGCCGGCUCUACAUAUCUCCAACGCGCUCCUUCGCUUCUCUAAAACAUCUGGUGGAACACUACUCAGAGUCUGCAGAUAAACUUUGCUGUCGGCUGGAUCGGCCUUGCUUCGUCCAGGGUUUGGCCGUCCCCAGAGAGGACGUACCCGCGGCCGACAGGAAGCCCAGCAACAACUGGAAGGACAUCAGCAGAUCCAUGUUUCUAAGAAGGAGAACAGGGUCAAGCGUCUUAAUGGUGAGUGAAGGCCUGAGGGAGUCCAUCAGCUCGUACCUCCAAAUGACAGAAGGCAACGAUCACGGCUGGGACACUUGAACCAAAAAGUUUCAUCUGGCUACAAAGACUGAUAUUCUUUUGAAGAUCCCGGACUAAACAUGGAGUAGUUGAGGCUCAUUUUAUUUGACUACUGAUGAAAAGCCGAUCCUGUUCUUAAUUUAUCAUUUACUGCAGUUCGAAUGUACAAUAUACAUGAAUGUGUGAUUAUUGAAUGUUUAUGAGAAGAGCUUUUUUAUUUUUAAUUGUGGGAGUUGCGAUAUGUGUGUUGCCAUCUUAAUGAUAGUGAAUAUUUUUUCUGUUUCUAUAAACUAAUCAGAUCCUAAAAUGC